This is a messenger RNA of Soboliphyme baturini, 234 nucleotides long. NCBI's taxonomy places the organism in Eukaryota, Metazoa, Nematoda, Enoplea, Dioctophymatida, Soboliphymatidae. The record is from the annotation of a GenBank genome assembly.
AUGAGGCAUUUGUUUUGUACCCGGCUGCCGUUUGUGCUGCAUCGAUCGAUCGCGCCUCGUUUUUCUUCGACGAACCGCGCACCUGCUGGCUUCGUCGUUGCUCCUCAGUCUGAGAGACGUCGUCCGUCUAUCCGAAGACGGGAGAACGGUUGUGAAGAGUUCGUUCGUUGUUCGUCGACCAUUGGUCUGAAGAUGUUGAACAUGACCGUCGUCGAGGCUACAUCGAGCAGCUGA